AUGAACAACACAGGGAAGAGCGAGGAGGACACCAAGGGAAAGGCCAAGGAGGAGGCGAAGGAAGCGGCGUCCGCCACGCCCCAGGCUUCUUCUUCUUCUUCGUCCCAACCGAAGCGGCACUUCACGCUGCUCAUCGACAAGAGCGGGAGCAUGACCACGCGCGACUGCCCCAACGGACGGAGCCGAUGGGAGCUGGCCAAGGACGCCGCCAAGGCCUUCGCCCAGGUCUGCUGCACCUUCGACGCCGACCACACCGUCGACGUUUUCUUUUUCGGAAGCCGAGGGAAGGACGAGCACAUGGCGGUGAGAUCUGGGAGCGAUAUCGAGGCCCGGUUCGCGCGAGGACCGACCGAGGGCACCUACCUGGCGGGGUGCCUUCAGAAGGCCAUCGAACUCGUGCCCUACGAUCAACUGCACACGAUCAUGGUGAUCACCGACGGAGAGGCGAGCGACAAGGGGCCGUUGGAGAAGGUGCUGGUCGAGGCAUCGCACAAGAUCGCCCGAGACGAGUGCCUGGCCAUCUCCUUCAUCCAGGUCGGGCAGGACAAGGGCGCCCGCCGAUUCCUGAAAAUGUUGGACGACGACCUCACCGGCUGCAAGUUUGAUAUUGUCGAUACCAAGGCAUGUCGCGACAGCCACUCCACCGCGCCACCGCACACACCACACAGCGAGCGAAGUGGCCUAACCGGUUGCUUUCACCAGAGCUGCGACGAGGUGGCUCAGAUUGGGCUAAUCGAGACUCUGCGGCAGGCCAUCACCGACUGA
Acanthamoeba castellanii str. Neff is the source of this 765-nucleotide messenger RNA. Its product is annotated as von Willebrand factor, type A, putative. Lineage: Eukaryota; Discosea; Longamoebia; Acanthamoebidae. Bases 1 to 765 code for a protein of 254 amino acids. The record is from RefSeq and is a predicted model, not a curated record. The transcript is spliced from 3 exons.